Molecule: messenger RNA, 942 nt
Organism: Coccomyxa subellipsoidea C-169
Lineage: Eukaryota; Viridiplantae; Chlorophyta; Trebouxiophyceae; Coccomyxaceae
Exons: 5
Coding region: 1-942 (313 amino acids)
Source: RefSeq, a predicted model, not a curated record
AUGUAUUCCUCUGGUUUUCAUCUACGUAUAGCAGGUCAAGCUAGUGCGUUAGGGCCCAGUGGAUUACACGUAGAGAUGACCCUUCAAUCUCACAACCCAAAAUUAACCCACUGGGGCACUUAUUAUUAUUAUUAUUACAGGAUCGUGCACACCGCUUCUUUUUGGGGUGACCAGCAGAUCCCAGUAGUUGAGGAGUUCACGCACCUAGGGGUUCUUGUUUUAGCAGAUAGCUCGCAUGACGCACAUUUCGAGAGGGUGGUCAAGCAGGGUAAUGCACGUGUCGCUGCUAUGAAGGAGAGGGACACCGCGCUGCUUGCGGGGGUGACCAAGCCUCGGCUUGGACUGUACAACCGUGUCACUGAGGGUGCAGGUCUAAAGGAGUAUCUGCUCCGGCAUUUGGAUGGGCAUCGGGCAGCAAAGAUCCGGUUCCAGUUUCGGUCUGGCACCUCCAUGCUUGCACACCAUCGCGCUGACUACCUUCGCAACCAUGCCCACGAGGAGGACUCAGAUGCUUGCCCGACCUGUGCCCACGCAGAUGUUAUGGAGGAUGUGCCUCAUACGCCCUGCGCGUAUGCCCUAUGGCCUCUGGCUUUGGGUUUGCCGACCUAUAAUAAUAAUAAUAAUAAUAAUAAUAAUAAUAAUAAUAAUAAUAAUAAUAAUAAUAAUAAUAAUAAUAAUAAUAAUAAUAGUAAUGAAUUCAUUUCGAAAUCAUUCUUGGAGAUCAAUUACUUCUCAGAGCGGUGCGCGGCGACGGCGGCGAUUAAAACAAAACACCUGAAAACUGGCUCGAGUUCUUCAUUUUCAAUCCCAUAUCUAAGGAACAUACUAUGUAGGUCUUUGCUCCAGUGGAGCGCUCCGCUAGCGUGCUAUCUCUUUUCUAAGGGAGUUAUUUUGGCUGGUGCCAAUGGUCACAUCUGCAGUCCACCGGUACCGACUGAUUGA